Molecule: messenger RNA, 1157 nt
Organism: Brassica napus (rape)
Lineage: Eukaryota; Viridiplantae; Streptophyta; Magnoliopsida; Brassicales; Brassicaceae
Product: chorismate mutase 2
Exons: 5
Coding region: 139-918 (259 amino acids)
Biological process (GO): chorismate metabolic process; aromatic amino acid biosynthetic process
Cellular component (GO): cytoplasm
Molecular function (GO): chorismate mutase activity
Source: RefSeq, a predicted model, not a curated record
AAUUUUUCGUAAUUUAUUAUUUUCAAUUCUCUGAAAAGACGCCUAAAGCGACUCAAAAGUCAACAGCUAGAAGUAAGGGAGUGUGAGGAAGAAGAAGAAGAAGAAGAAGAAGAAGAAGCGUAUCGUGGUUGAAUCAGCAUGUCAAGCGUCGUCGUCGAGUCUGAUGUACAACUGAGUCUUGACUCGAUCAGGGAAUCGUUGAUCAGACAAGAAGACACCGUCGUCUUCAGCUUGAUCGAGAGAGCUAAGUUCCCACUCAAUUCACCUGCAUUCGAGGAACCUCGCUGCCUAGAUUCAGGAAACUCGUCUUCUCUGACUGAGUUCUUUGUCAGAGAGAUCGAAACCAUCCAAGCUAAGGUUGGAAGAUACGCUAACCCCGAAGAGAAUCCUUUCUUCCUUGACAACAUUCCUCACUCGGUUUUUCCUUCACACAAAUAUCCACAGGUUCUGUACUCUAAGGCUUCAUCGGUUAACAUAAACAAACGGAUUUGGGAUGUUUACUUUAAAGAAUUGCUUCCUUUGUUUGUCAAACCUGGUGAUGAUGGCAACUAUGCAUCAACUGCUGCUAGUGAUCUCGCUUGUUUACAAGCUAUUUCGAGAAGGAUUCACUACGGUAAGUUUGUUGCUGAGGUCAAAUUCAGAGAUGCUCCACAUGAUUACGAGCCUGCCAUUCGCUCUAAGGAUACAGAGGCAUUGAUGAAGCUUUUGACGUUUGAGAAAGUGGAAGAAAUGGUUAAGAAGAGAGUUGAGAAGAAAGCAGAAACGUUUGGACAAGAGGUGAAGUGCGUCUCUGGUGAUGAUGAGAGUGAGAAGAAGUAUAAAGUGAAACCAUCUCUAGUCUCUCGCAUAUAUGGAGAAUGGCUUAUCCCUCUCACUAAAGACGUCGAGGUUGAGUAUCUUCUACGUCGUCUCGAUUGAAUCUUGAGACAUUGAAACAAGAAGUUCAUGAGUCCAUUGUCUUUCCCACAAACUCUUACAAAGUUGUUUCAUUACAGACUAUCGUCAAAGAUAUUGAAACUUUUCCAAAAUAACAUUCACAGUGCAUAUGUAAACCGGACUGGUUUGCGGUUUUUGUGCAAACCAGCCAAACUGAACCAAUUUUCGUCGGUUUUGAGUUUCAUCUAGUUCAGUCCAGUGGGAUUUUAAAAAUGAUUCAA